AUGGCUGAAGCUGUUGGUAAAGACGAAUCGAAUGUAGAACGAGAUGAAAUUGUCGCAGACGAUGAAUUUGAUGGUACUAGCACAACAGUAACAAUUCCUGGAAAUAAAAUGAAAAUGAAACAUGUACAUGAGAAAGUUGUUUUCAAUGACGGAACAGCUGGGGCAUCGCCUGGUGAUUUCAUAGCUGCUGAAUUAGCCAGUCAAGCAGCAUCCAUGGUAGCUGAUGCUUUACUUGAAUGCUUCAUCCUGUGGUCGACAGAUGAUGAGUUCAGUAGAAUAUACAGCGCAAAGAGAAGUCAAGAAGGUGUGCUGGGCAACGUUUCAGCUCGAUUAAAUAAAGGCGCACUUGCUUGUUAUCGAAUUACUGGACUGCGUGCUUUAAUUGAGGCAGCAUUUGAUAUGAUAGCUCAAUACGCAGCAGAAUACGUUACUUUCGGCACAGGUGUAGCGGAUGAAGGAUUUGUUCAUCGUCCCUUCAAAAUUGCUGGAAAAAAUAUGAUCUGGAGUAUGUCAAAAGACAUGCCUGUUCAUAAUUUACAAGCACAUAAUAAAGAAAUUUAUUCAAUUAAAUGGAGUCCAACUGGUCCAGGAACAAUGAAUCUAAAUGCAACAUUACUUUUACCAAGUGCAUCAUUUGAUUCGACUGUACGUUUAUGGGAUGUUGAAAGUGGUGUUUGCCAAAAUAUAUUUGUAAAAUAUUCAGAACCUGUUUAUUCGGUUGCUUUCAGUCCAGAUGGUCGUUUAUUAGCAACUGGUUCAUUUGAUAAAGCGAGUUAUAUUUGGGAUAUUGCACGAGGAGAAAUUGUUCAUGGUUAUCGAGGUCCUCGUGUUGGUGCAGGUGCUUCCGACGGAACAGUAAGUUUUAAUGGAUCGAUAAAAGAGAAUUCUUUCUUUAGGUCAAUGUGUUGUCGUUUUGUUUUUCUUUAA
Messenger RNA from Rotaria socialis, 927 nucleotides. NCBI's taxonomy places the organism in Eukaryota, Metazoa, Rotifera, Eurotatoria, Philodinida, Philodinidae. The record is from the annotation of a GenBank genome assembly.